Messenger RNA from Pygocentrus nattereri (red-bellied piranha), 1896 nucleotides. RefSeq names its product trichohyalin-like. The record is from RefSeq and is a predicted model, not a curated record. Lineage: Eukaryota; Metazoa; Chordata; Actinopteri; Characiformes; Serrasalmidae. The transcript is spliced from 3 exons. The coding region runs from base 1 to 1686 and encodes 561 amino acids.
AUGAGCUGCCUCCUGUUCUGGUGUUGUAGAGGGCGACAGUCCGAUUCCGACGGAGAAACUAACGCAAAUGAAGAGCAACUGCGUAGAGAUGGAGUUCAAAUCAAGAAGAAGAAAAAGUGGAGAGCAAGAAAACGGAAGAGACAGCAGGAAAAAGAACCGGCAGUGGACGUAGGAAGAGCCGAAGAACUCCAAGUAGCCCCACAGCCGGCAGCGGGAGAGGAGGGCAGCGAUGGUCCACACCUCCCAGCAGGUACUGUGUGUGGUAGCUUGGAGAGAAUCUCUGCUGGGUCAGUGGAGAAGAUGGAACCUCCUCUACUUGAGGACUUCCACUCCACAAAGGCCAUUCCUGGAGCCAGCAAUGAUCCAGCAGGAAAUUUGCUGGAUCAGAUCGAGGCUGAAGCCGAGGCCGAGGCCAUUAAAGCGCUCAUGUCCACUGACCUGGAUGAGGAGGCGGACAACAACCAACCUCUGGAGAAUCAGACGACGAGCAGUGAAGCAGAAGCCAUCGAACAACUGAUGGAAGCCUUACUGCAGGAGGUUGAGGCACACAGCGCCGCUCUGACUGAAACAGAAGAACUGAUGAACGACGUUCCUGCAAAUGAAGUCAAAGCAGAGGAACAAGAGAGAAACAUCAGCUCAGAGACAUGUGAGACAACUGAAGCAGACAAAGAAGACCUCUCUACGCGAAUAUCAGGAGACAGAGGCAUCCAAGUGGGAGGUGUCGAUCAGUCGCGACACCAGCAAGCAUUUGGAGAGAAAAGAACUCUGUCAGAGAACUCAGGACCCUGUGAAAGAGCACCGGAAACGGAUCCUCAGGAGCAGAGGAGGGCGCAGAGAAAGGAGGGUAGGAGAGAGUCAUGCCACUGGACAGUUAAACAUGCUCUGAAGACCCUACAAGCCCCUCCCGAGGAAAAGAGUGCUCCACAGAGGGAGUACAGAACACAGCCUGAGAACCCAAGAAGCUGUGUACGAGCACCUAACACUGAUCCUCAGCAGCAGAGGAGGGCGCAGAGAAAGGAGGGUAGGAGAGAGUCAUGCCACUGGACAGUUAAACAUGCUCUGAAGACCCUACAAGCCCCUCCCGAGGAAAAGAGUGCUCCACAGAGGGAGUACAGAACACAGACUGAGAACCCAAGAAGCUGUGUACGAGCACCUAACACUGAUCCUCAGCAGCAGAGGAGGACACAGAGGAAGGAGGAUAGGGGGGAGGUGCGUCAUUGGACAUUUAAAUAUGCUCUGAAGACCCUCCAAGCCCCUCCUGUCAGUGCUCCACAGACAGACAGUAGAGAGUGUCUCAGAGUCAGAACAGCUGACAUCAGGCAGAAGACCCAUCCCACACCACCAAACAAGCCGAGAGACAGAGGAUGUCGAAAGGGCGAGUAUGGGAGAGGAGCUGCCCAGGGCUGGCAGAGCGAGUCCUGUUGCCAGAGGAGGGACGCUCCACGAACUCCUUCAAACAACGGAGGACGUGUGAGCGAGAGAGGAAAGAGAGGAAAUCCCGCUCAGUGUACCCCUGCACGCACUGAGAGGAAUCAACGGACUGUGAGAGAACCCAACUGGCAGCAGCACGAAGACCGCUCUGCAGAACCUGAAGAGAGAGAGACCAGAGACAGAGGCCAGAAAAAGAAAUGGUCAAAUGGAAACAGGCAGUGGAGGAGUGGGAGAAGACCGGAUGCCUCACAUUGACCAGUGAAAAACCCACAGAAGGUGAAGCACAGGUCAUUAAAGAUCUAGUGCUCACUGACCUACAGAGACACAGACUGACAGACUGACUCAGACUAGAACUCCACCUCUACACUACAACCAAACCAAUCAUCACAAACAGCUGCUGCUUAUUCAUGGUAAAGCAGGAGAUGAGAUGCUUGAGGUGGUGCCCACAGGAGAUGAAGCACGGGU